Molecule: messenger RNA, 945 nt
Organism: Suillus subaureus
Lineage: Eukaryota; Fungi; Basidiomycota; Agaricomycetes; Boletales; Suillaceae
Exons: 6
Coding region: 1-945 (314 amino acids)
Source: RefSeq, a predicted model, not a curated record
AUGGCUCUCAAGCAUAAGCAACAAGCCAGCAGCUCUCAUAAAACUUCAUCUGGUUCCAAUUCACAUCCUUCUACCUUGGAGUCUAAGCAGAUGGAAACCUCUAGAAAAUCAAGCUUGACACUAGCAGUUAACUCUAUUCUGCAGGAAUUGCUCAGAGGUUCAGCUGGAUCUUCAACUGCCUAUAGAAAGGCCAAUAGCAAGGCCAACCAAGGUUUAAAGUCUGCUUCUCAAUCACACAGCAGGUCUAAGGCCCAGAUGGUCCCCAAAUUUAUAGCUGGUGAAAUCAUUUUCAUUCCUUGUGGGACAAAACAGCCUAAGAAGACCUUGCAUUCAUACAUCCCCCUUCUGACACCUGUUCUUCACAAUCCUCAAAUGCCAACUCUGGUAGAAGUCCAGACUCUUGAAGUCAUGAGACUAGCAAUCACAGAUCAUGAUGAUGAUUACAAGGAGCACCAAGAUGAGAUCUUUCAAUAUCUGCCCCAAUACUAUCUAUCAACAUCUCAUGAUCUCACCAAGUCUGAGAGCAUAUCUGAUGACUCAGAUGACGACUCCUCAUCCAAGUCAAGCUUAUCCAAGCCCCCCCAAAAAAGCAAAUAUUGUCAAGUAUUGCCAGGAACUGAUGAUGAGAUCCUGCCAGCAUCAGACUCCAAAAACUUAUCUGAAUCAGCCACUAUAGUUGACUUAACUGCAAGUGACAAUGAAUACCCUGAUAACUUCUUCAGUUCCUUCAAGCUAGACAAUCAUGAGGUUGUAGCUGAGCCAGAGGUAGCAGUGGAGGCUGACCUUGCCCCUUUCGAGCCUUUUGAGUCACCUGGGCCUGUCUCAACACUCCCAUCACAGACUGGUGAAAUUUUUGCAACACCAACCUUACAGGCCUCUGGGUCUUUUGUUAUUGAUCCCAGUCUUGAUAACCCAUGGGAAGGAAAUCAUCUCUUUGAUUUCUAG